UACAGCCACACCAGCCAGUCAGUCGAGACAGAGCGCUCACAGGGGUCGCACUGCACCCUCGCACCUCUCAACCUCAAGCCACGCACCACACAUCUCUCGCACUCCCUCCCAUAUACACCUUUCUUAAGGCCUUGUACCCACUAAUGCUUCACUAGUCAGUGUGAUUAUUUCGUGCUUUACCAAUAUAUAUUAAAACCGCGCUAGUUUCCCCCUAUUUACCGAAGCAGUUCGCCCGACCGGUUGUCGGCCGUUCGGUUGCAGGACACACAUUUCCCCAGCAAGAAUCGGUAACACGGCGACUCCUCUAGCAAAUUGGAGACCAUGUCUGGGAAAACAAAAUUCAAUAUCACCUUCGACGACCGAGAUCUGGAUGACCAGCAGGAUUGUGAGGCCAUGGAGGUGAAAGAGCCGGCCGAGGGUGAUCGCCAGAAGUGGGGUAGCCAGCUGGAGUUCGUCCUCUCCUCUCUCAGCUAUGCCGUUGGUCUCGGCAACAUAUGGCGCUUCCCGUACCUCUGCUACAGGAAUGGUGGUGGGGCCUUCCUGAUCCCUUACUGCAUCAUGUUAUUCUUGUGUGGAGUGCCACUUAUGUUCUUUGAACUGUGCCUGGGCCAGUUUGGUCGAGAAGGACCUAUCACUGUGUGGAAAAUCUGUCCUCUCUUCCAAGGCAUUGGCUAUGCUAUGUUCAUGAUCAGCCUCUACAUUGGCUGCUAUUAUAAUGUGGUGUUGUCAUGGGCAAUCUACUACAUCUACUCCUCCUUCACCCACACUCUACCCUGGACUUCAUGUGGUGAAGACUGGAGCUCAGAAUUUUGCAGAGAAUUCAGUUCACGGAAUUGCACGAUAAAUGGCGGACUCAUGAACCUGACUGGGACCUGUAUAUACCCAAAUAUGACGACCCAUGAAGAAUGGAGCUUGCUUAACAAGUCUAUCAGUUCUCUCAAGAGUCCUGCUGACGAAUAUUUCCACAAUCAUGUCCUGGACAUCACUGGAGGCAUUCAUGACAUGGGAGGCUUCCAAGGAAGAAUCGUCCUUGCACUCUUUGUUGCUUGGAUCAUUGUGUAUCUGGUGCUUAUCAAAGGAGUCGAAACUUUUGGCAAGGCUGUGUACUUCACUGCCACUUUUCCCUACCUGAUCUUAAUUGUGCUGCUGGUCCGAGCAGCUACACUUCCUGGCUACAUGGAUGGUAUAGCUUUUUAUCUCACUCCUAAAUGGGAUAAGCUUCUUAAAGCAAGCGUUUGGGGUGAUGCAGCCAUCCAGAUCUUCUUCAGUUUGUCACCGUGUUGGGGUGGCCUCAUAACACUCGCAUCUUAUAACAAAUUUAACAAUAACUGCUACAGGGAUGCAUUUGUAGUUUCCUUGGGUAACUGCCUUACCAGUUUCUUUUCUGGAUUUGUCAUCUUUGGAAUAAUCGGGUUUAUGGCUCACGAGCUGGGACUUCCGGUGGACAAGGUCGCAGUGCAGGGAGCGGGCCUGGCGUUCGUGGCUUACCCCGAGGCCGUGGCCCGCCUGCCUCUGUCGCCGGUGUGGUCCAUCUUGUUCUUCGCCAUGUUGCUGACUCUGGGUCUUGGCACGCAGUUUACUAUCCUAACCACCAUCACCACCACCAUUACUGAUGACUUCCCAGCCCUGCGCGGCAAGAACUUCAAAUGGGCACUCUUGGGAUGCUGCUUGAUCAUGUUUGGUGUGGGACUCUCCAUGGCAACAAAGGGUGGGAUGUAUGUCCUGCAGAUGAUGGAUUCCUACUCUUCUACCUUCUCUGCUCUCAUGGUUGGCGUGGCCGAGGUGACAGUGGUAACUUGGUUGUAUGGCAUUGACAACUUCUUAGAUGAUAUUAAGAUGAUGUUAGGGUUCUACCCAUACCCAAAGAUCUUCUGGAAGUACAUUUGGAAAUUUGGAAUGCCUUUAGUGGUACUGACAAUUUUAAUCUUCUCCUGGAUCGACUUUGUCCCAGCAAGGUAUGGAGAUUAUGAAUUUCCACCUUGGGCCAAUGGUGUUGGUUGGAUGUUGGCUAUGUCAUCAGUAUCCCUCAUACCCAUUGUCGCGGUCUAUAAAUUGCUACGAGAGAAAGGCUCCUUCAUUAAGAGGAUAAGGAAGCUGAUUCGCCCCUUGCCUGAGUGGGCUCCACCUGGUGAUGUCUGCAUUAGACCUAACGAUUCAUUUGGUGCCAAGCCUCUUCUUAAAGUCACAUCUUUUGAUGAAGACACCGUGAAUAAAAUAUAAAAGACACAGAUUCUGUUAAACAGGAUUGUUAGCAUUAUUUCCAAGACAAUAUUUGUAUCUGCACUAAAGACAAUCCACUGUGAUGCUGACUAUGCUACAGUAACCAGAAGCAUAGAUACUUUUUAGAGUAGCCUUUUCUAUGUUACAGUAUUUAUAUUUAGACUUGAGUCAUUUUCAUUAAUAAUAUAAUUUAUUGGUGUAAUGAAAACUGACUAUCAUGGGCAUUUUUUUUUUUUUUUGUCUUUCUAGUUAGGAAAAAAAAAAAGCACCAAAGAGUAGAUGUGUACCUGUACCUUUUAUAUACUUGGUGCAAAAUAAAAGUUGUUGUUGAACUAGAGGUAUUUUUUCUGCUAAUUUACAAUUAAUAUAAAAGUUACCCCUGUGUCUUGCAAGUAACUUGAAUUAUCAGUUAUUCAUGUGUAAAUACCAUAUACAAAUGAGUGGAAAUAGUACCUGUAUUUUAUUCUCAUUUGUUAUAAGAAAACAAACAUUCUGUAACAUGAUGCAUCAAAUAAAUAAAUUAUUAUUAAUUAAUUGUAAAGCUAAAUCUGGACUACUAUCAAAGUCUUGCAAAGGGAAUAAUGUCACAUACCCAUUUUUCAAAUGCAAAACUAGUUGAAAUUUUCAUAAUAUUGUCACAUUCAAAAUGGUUAGAGUAGCACAAUUGGAAAGAGCAUUUUCAUGUAAAUAUUGUAUUUUGCCUUGACAGUUUUUUAUGCAUGAGAUCAACACCUCUAUUUUCAUAUUGUCAAAAUACUUCAUAAAAAAAAGGCAAUGACUGAUUAAACAUUAUACAGUAUUUAUACUAUUGUCUUGAGCUUGUGGUAAUUCUAAAUGUUACGAAAGUUUGAAUAAGUGUAUGAGAAGUCAAUACAGUAUUUUAUUAACAAAAUUUUUUUUGUUUUAAACUGUACAGUAUAUGAAAUGUCACUACCUAGAAGUUUGAUGUUUAAUAAUUUUAACAGAAAUUAAUAUUAAUCUUUUUAAUCCAAAAAAGAUGAACACUUUAUAUUCUUAUGUUUUAAUUAAGAAUAGGUAUUAUUUACUAUUUUAUUAUCAUAUAUAGUAUUGUACCCAAAAUAUACAGAAGUUUGUAACAGAAACAGAUAAUAUUAAGAAAAUGGGAAGUGCAAUACUUAAUGAAAUAUUGUUAUAUUGUCUCAAUUUAGAAUCAAUGUAAUGUUGGCAAUGUUUCAUGUUUGUUAAACUUAGUUCAGAAGGUCAUAUUUUUGUAUAAUUUAUGUUGUUUAGGUGUAUGAAUAUCAAUGUAUGUAACUUGUAUAAUUCAGGGCCUGGAUAUUGAGUGCCAUUUCCAGAAUACAUGCAUCACAUUUCUCACUGUGUACAAGAACUGACAAUUUUAAUUGACGAGUGAGAAAAUUUUAAUGAAAAUAUUUUGAUUUGUACAGAUGGAAAAGUGUUGAAUUUAAUUCAUGUCAAGUAAUUCAGAAUAGGUUAUAAUGAGAAACAAAUACUGGACCACCAGAAGGAAAAGAUGGGCUCGGAUGAUGAUCUUGGUAAGGCAUUUAGAAAAGAUAACCAGUGGGCACAAUAUCCAGGAAUAGUGCUGGUUUGAUGCCGAAUCAACGUCGUUAGCGUUGUAUCAGUGUUGAUUUAGCGCCACUCCCGGAUAUUGUUCCCGCUGGAUACUUAGUGUGUGCUGCAUUUAUAGAUUUGAGGAAAGCAUACAUUUUAGUGAAUGGAAAAGGAGUGCAAUUAUGACUGAGGUGCUGCCAUUACAUCACAAUACAAAGAGUAGUGGUUUAAAGAAAUGGUUUAAAGGCCAGGGGUGUGAAGAGGUCAAGUACCAUUAGCACCAAGUCAAUUUACAACCAUUUACAAAGUUUUUGAAUAUAUAUUUAUAUAUAAUAUGGAUGAUAAAAGAAAAGUAUGAGUCUUCAUGGCACAGACCAGUAUUCAAGAGGAUAGUUUACCUGGAGAAUUGCAAAGAGAAUGGUCUUUCUUAUCAUUUGCAGUACGCUCAUUUUAUCAAAGCUGACAGUUAAUGUUUAAUGUUAAGAUGGUGGAAAACACCAGUGCAAUGUUGAUUCUGCAUUUAUUAUAAUAUCAAUAAGUUUUUCUUAGCCCAGUGCUGGGAUGGGCAGUCAAUCAGGACUGAAGUGUAAUAAAUGCUUAGUUAUGAUGUGGAGUGCAAGUAUGAUGCAAAUUUUUAGAUGAUGAUGAGAGACAUGUAGGGAAAAGAUGGUGCAAUGUAAGACUUGCAGUAUGUUUAUUACAUAUGCCUGAAUUUUUUUUUUAGCUAGCAAUCGUCAAUAAUUCCACAGUACUGUAUAUAUUAUUCUUAUAUAUGCAAAUUAACUUUCUAAUGAAAGUUUCAUAAUACUGCAAGGUAUUAAAAUCACUAUUGUAAAUAUAAAUUUUGUUAAGUUGUCACCAAUAUUUUAUUUUUAUAUAUUUUGUUGGCACAUGAUUGUGACAUGUUUCAUAAGAGAAUGAAAAUGUUUUUUUAAUAAGCUGGUUAUCUUGGUGGUAAAAAGAAUUAAAUUUUGGGACUCGCUGAAUUCUGUUGAAUCUCCAAUGUUGGGCCUUUUUUUUAACAAUUAUCAGACUGCAAAAAUUAAAAAAAAAACUAUUUGGUACUAUUUUAAUUUGAAAAAUAUUAAUUUUAAAGAUCUAACUGUAAAAAAAUCCCAUUACCAUGUAGAUAAUACAAAAAAUUAUAUAUAUUAUAUUAUAUAUAUAUAUAUAUAUAUAUAUAUAUAUAUAUAUAUAUAUAUAUAUAUAUAUAUAUAUAUAUAUAUAUAUAUAUAUAUAUAUAUAUAUAUAUAUAUAUAUAUAUUAUAUAUAUUAUUAUAUACAUACAAACACACACACACACACGAAUACAGGUAUAAGGAAAAUUUUAACUUACUAGUUGUGUAGAAAAUGAAAAUUGUGUGUAUUGUACUUACAAAUAUCCUAUCAUCAGGCUACGCUGUGGCCAAACACAAAAAUAUAUGAUACAGUAUUUGCAAAUUUUUAACACUGUAUAACCAUAAACAGUAUUUUCUUUAAUUUAAAAAAGUAGACAUUUUGGUUCUGUUGGUUAAUAUUUGUAGAACAUGGGUGGAGAAUUUGAAGGCAAUUUGAACAUAGGAAUAACAGUUCAAGCAAAGUUCAAAUGUGAUCAGUUGGAAGCUACGUAUAAAGUAUAUUUUAUUCAUAAAUAGGGUUUGGCGACUGGGUUAACCAGCAGUUUACCAUUGGUUGAGGACAAGCUGUAUGAGGAAUGAUGAGAAUUCACCAAGACUGGUGUGCAAACACUGAGGAAUACUGUCACACUGUCUAAAGGAAUGGGAAUGUUCAGUAAGCAGAAGCGUAGAAACAUUACUGUUGUGCUUUUUAAGAUAAGGAUUUUAUGCACUGUACAACAAAUAUUUGUAAAGAUCAUUCAGCCAACUUCUAAAAUUACCUCCUUAUAGAGAUAGUUCUAAGGAAAAUGGUUGACUGACCUGGUGGUACAAUACUAUGGUGCAUCAAGCCCACAGUAUGAAAUAGUGCUAAAAGUAUUAACUGCACUCGCCUUCUGCCUAACAUAUUCUUUAAUAUAUUUUAUCUUCAAUAAUUCAAGACAGUUUGUGCAGCUAUUUUAUUUCCUUUGUCAAUUUUAUGCUCUUGUCAGAAACUUUGCCUCAGCAAUGAACUAUUUUGAAAUCAAAAACUUUAUGUAAAAUACUUGGUCUAAGAACUUUUAGGCCAUGUCUCAAAUACAUACAAGCACAGAAAGACAAAGAACUAGACCAUACAUAGCUAGAAUAGAGGCAGAAGAGAGACAUGAUAAACAUAUUGAUGUACUAUGCAUACAUCUUGAUUCAACUACAUUCAGAGUUGAAAGCUUUUUCUUAAAUUUGUCAUGUGUUCACGACCCUUUAUUUCUUUAAUGUCAAAUUAAGUCGUGCUGUAACAGCCAAUUAUUUAGUUUGAACAAUAGAAGGAUAUACCGAGGCAAAUCAUGAUGGCUAGAAAAUACACGUAAUAUUAUUUAGGACUUAUAGAAAAUUAGUUAGGAAUUAUCUUAGGGGGCUCAAAAUGCAUUGGUAGUUGUGUGAACUUUAGUCAGACUAUUUGGUAAUGAUUUUUUAUUUUACCAAAGAAAUACUUCAUUUUAACAAACAUUCAAAGUACCACUCCAACUUUAUUUUAAACCAAACAGGGAGAUCAUAAAUGUGUAAACUUUAUGCUUUUUUUUAAGAUUUUAGGAUAGAUUAUGUGAAGUUUGAUUGGUUACCAUAUUAACCCUCACCUAACAAACUUCACAUAAUCUAUCCUGAAAAAAAAAUAUAAAGCAAUAAAACCAGUCUCUUUUCCACUAAACACUUAUAAACCUACUGUGAUGCAUAUAUACUGGGACAAAAAAGAUAAAAUAAGACUACAGUACAUUAUGCCUUUAGCAGAAAACUCUGCUAGAAAACUAAAUGGCUAUAUCUUGGAUGUUACUUCAUGCAGUCAAUGUGGUGUAUUUCCUUCACGUUGCAAGAGACAAAGUUUAGGGAUAGACUGGCACUUGUGGCAGAUUCCAUGAUAUUGCAAACUUAUUUCUUGUGGGGUAUAUAUUGUUAAUUGCAUGCGCAGUAUACAGAACGAUAGUAGUCCGAGAAGGUAAAAUAGUGCACAAUAGUCAGGUCCCAUGAAAAAUUUGGCCACAAAUGAUUUGUGGGCUCUCACAGGAUUAUGCUUUCUAUAUCUAUAGUUCACAGGAGCUAUAAACAUUAGCUCCAAAAGAAGUACUAUAUUGUGCUUUUUUUUCUUCCUUUACAACUGUGCCUCACAAAAUGUGAUACAAAAGCUCAUGAUCUUGGAAACAGUUUAAUGAAAUUUGUAGAUUUCUAUAUUAUACACAUUCUCAAAAUUGCUAUGAUACUUUAUACAGUGAAAACAAUAAUUAUACAGUAAACAUUCACAAAUAUAAUAUUUCAAAAUAAAAUAUAUAAAACAUGGUUACAUCAGGUGCUGUAUUUGCCACACUACCUUAACCAUAGUGCUGCACGGCCUUAAAAAUUAUUAUCAGAAAGUUAAAUUGCCUAUCUAUUCAAGUUCAAGAAAUUAUUAGUGGUGAAAGGAACAAAGGAAAUGGAAUUUGCUACUUAAUUUACUCUUAGGAAAUCCUGAAGCCUAAAUAUUUAUUCGUAAUGUGCAUAUAUGGCACAAAAAUGUUCUCAUUAGCCAAUUUAUUUUUAUAUCACAGCAAGAGUAGUAUAAAGAUAAUUUAAGCAUGAAUGAAACAGUUGUGUGAGUGCUUGGUAAUGAAUUGUCCUUUAUAUUUCAGAGGUGUCCUCUCUAGUUUUAUUGUGGUUAAAGCAGGGUGUUAUCAAGAGACUUGCUGAUGACAGAAUUUUAUAUUUUAGAGUGAAUUGUAAUUGAAGUUGAUCAGAUAAUGGGCAGACAGGACAACUUCCCUUCCAGUAAGUCUUCGGCCAUUUACUGGUCACUUUAGACAAUGGCUUGCUUGCAAUCAGUUCUCCACUACUCCCUGAUUUAAGGAGGUUUCCCCAACUUUCAGGAUAGGAAAUUUUGCUUUCCCACUGUUCCUUUAGUCCUAUAUCCCUUGAUAAACUCUUUGGCAAAUAAGAUUCCUUUAAUAUCACCAGUCUUCUUUCUGCUUCCGUAUUGGUAUCCUGAAUGAUAAGUGGAGUCUGCAAUAUUCUGUAACAAAUGGGGCUAUGUAGCUUUCGUGCUUGGCACCUUUAAAUAGUUACUUAAGGCCAUAUAUUUUGGAUGGUGUAAAUGUUUUAUAUUGUAUAUAUAUGAUGUAAAAAGCAGUUACUCACAUGUGUAAGUAUAGAUCAUAUCAUAUUAAGGAUUUUGCAUCACUCAUUAUAGAUAUUCAUGUAUUAUUUUAUAGUAAAUAUUUCUGCAGUAACCAUGAAAAAAGUGAUGGUUAUCUUGGCAGGAAAACAAUUACUUCUUCCCAUUAAUUAUAGUUUAAACUGAUUUAAUGAACAAUAGUGGUGUUUAAGGCACUUGUAAAUUCUUAAGAAUUAUUUGCUAACAAACAAAAAAGUCAAAUAUUCUUUUUCUAAACUAAUUUGCCAUUUAAAUUAUGUAAAUUCUCAAGUGUCAAAACUGUAGUUAAUUAGCAAAUGAAGAAUGUUUAGUGGUAAAGCUUUUAUUUAUUAACUAAUGUAUCAUAGUGACAUGUCUGAGUGCUGAUGUAUGUGAGCAGUAUCAAUGCUUACAAAUGACAUCAACACUGUGCCAAAAUUCUUGCCAGGAGGCUUGAAUUUGAUGUUAUCAGAAACAAUGACAGUAACCACUCCCUAUUCUGCUUAAGGUAUAAUUUUACUGGUUGUAUAUAUUGUAUACUUAGAGAUGUAUAAGGUGCUGUGAAAAUAAAAAUAUAAAAAUUA
Messenger RNA from Procambarus clarkii (red swamp crayfish), 8567 nucleotides. RefSeq names its product sodium- and chloride-dependent glycine transporter 1. Gene Ontology annotation, molecular function: L-amino acid transmembrane transporter activity. Lineage: Eukaryota; Metazoa; Arthropoda; Malacostraca; Decapoda; Cambaridae. The record is from RefSeq and is a predicted model, not a curated record. Gene Ontology annotation, cellular component: plasma membrane. Gene Ontology annotation, biological process: sodium ion transmembrane transport.